AUGGAGGACAAAGUCUAUGGGCGGUACUGCUCAGGCGCGGGGGUCUUUGGCCUUUCCACGGCCAUUCAUCUGCAGCAACGAGGGUUCAAGAACGUGACGAUCUUUGAUAAGCAAGAUUAUCACCAGUCUGCCUACUCUCCAUUCGGUGGUGGCGAUUCAGCGUCUGCAGACCUUGCAAACCGGGCCAUUGGAACUUGGAAGCAGUGGAAUGCCGACUCUGGCGUCGAGUUGUUCUCUCAUUCUGGCUGGGCCCGGGUGACUGAUAUUGGGAGACCCCAGGAUGUCGAUAUUGCUACUUUCAAUACUCUGAAGCUUGUCGAGCUUGGUGACACCCAGUUCUUCCUUAAUAACCAUGAGGACUUGAAGAGAGCCCGGGAGCAAGGAUGGUACGGGCCCCGGUUCGACCAGUUCAACAGGCGAGAGCGGAGCUUGCCACUGGAUGGUGUAUUUGACGCAAAUGCGGGCAUGGUCCAAGCAGACCUUGCAUGCAACUAUGCUCUCCAGCUGGCUAAGUUCGGAGGCGCCACAACAAUCUCCGGUCCGGGCCAAGGAGAAUUUACCGGGUUCAUCCGUGCUGAGAAUGAGCCCAACCGUGUUAUUGGAAUCAAAACCAAAGACGGGAAAGAGCACAGGGCUGAUUAUGUGAUUGUGGCAGCCGGACCAUAUACACCACAAAUUGUAUCGGAACUGCAGUCAUUCGUGACCGCAACUGCCGGCAACUUUCAUUUUCGUCAAGGGACCCGAGCAUCUCCGGCACUGAUACGAGGCUGA
Messenger RNA from Clonostachys rhizophaga, 771 nucleotides. The record is from the annotation of a GenBank genome assembly. NCBI's taxonomy places the organism in Eukaryota, Fungi, Ascomycota, Sordariomycetes, Hypocreales, Bionectriaceae.